AAUAUAUUGAAAUGGAUAAUAAAAAUUUGCAUAUAACAAUAAGUGCUUUUGGCAAAUUUGGUAAUGUAGUAACAAAUCCAACUAGUGUUAUUGUGUCAGAGUUUACAAAAGAAUUUAAGGACAAAUAUAACAUAAUUCAUUCAGAGGUAUUAGAAGUUUCUACAGUUGCUUGUGAAUAAUAUUUAAAAAACUUGCCUAAUCAUACUUUAAAUAUUCAUUUUGGAGUUUAUGAUGGAUCUCAAGAAUUUAAUAUAGAAUAAUGCGGUUAUAACUUAAAAGAUUUUGGGAUACCUGAUAUGAAAGGAUACCUUGCACAUAAUGAAUGCAUUGAAAAGGAUUGUGAAAAAGAUUUUUGCAGAUAAACAAAAAUCAAUACAGAUUUAUUAGUUGAAUAUUUAUCAGAAAAAUUUCCAGUAGAAGAAUCUUCAGAUCCAGGUAGAUACAUAUGUAAUUACAUAUAUUAUUGUUCUUUAUUAAAAAGUUAGUAAUGUCCAAAUUCAGCAUGUUUAUUUGUUCAUUUUCCAGCAUUUCGUACAAUUUCAAAAGAAAUAUAAGUUGAUUUUGUUGAGAAUUUAUUGAAGACUCUACAUAAAUUACAUUAGAGUGGUCAUUUGUUUAAGUGA
This is a messenger RNA of Paramecium sonneborni, 623 nucleotides long. The record is from the annotation of a GenBank genome assembly. Lineage: Eukaryota; Ciliophora; Oligohymenophorea; Peniculida; Parameciidae.